GAGACUGUUGGGUCCCGUAUUAGAAAGACAAGUUGCCCUUCGCUUAGGGCAUUCGGACUGUUCGCGCAAAACCUAAAUACCACUGUAGCAGCGCCGAUCACCCACCAGGUGAACAAGUUGCAGAUUCAGGACAGAAGAUAUGAGUGGAACAGCAGAGAAAGGUUCUGGAACAACAAAAACGCCAGCUGAUUUUUUGAAAUCGAUUCGUGGCCGACCUGUUGUUGUCAAAUUGAAUUCUGGUGUUGAUUAUCGAGGUAUUCUUGCUUGUCUGGAUGGAUAUAUGAAUAUUGCUAUGGAGCAAACUGAAGAAUACGUCAAUGGGCAGCUGAAAAAUAAAUACGGUGAUGCGUUUAUUCGAGGAAAUAAUGUGCUUUACAUCAGUACAUCAAAGAGGACACUGGCAGAUGGUGCUUAGGCUCGAGGUUUCUAAGCAGUUCAUCUUUAAUCACGUCCAUCAUGACUAGCAAUAUUUGUAGAUUAUGUGGAUUGCGGAAAUGACAAUGAGAUGCCAGUGAAAUAUUUGUUAAAAGCAUAGGAGUGACUCCUCUUUUCAUGAAAGAUCGAUUGUCAAUGCCUUUUUAAUGUCAGGCAUAUUGAAAUUGAUCCUUGUAUGAUUACUGCCUUAGCUAUGCUAGCAUUUUGGUAGUGCUGCUUUAAAGAAUUGAUCCUUGUACUAUGAUUUAUUGCCUUAGCAAUGGCAGUAUUUUGGAAGUGCUGUUUUAAAGACAUUAAUAGGUCAUUGCACUGUA
This is a messenger RNA of Cornus florida, 749 nucleotides long. Its product is annotated as sm-like protein LSM36B. Gene Ontology annotation, biological process: maturation of SSU-rRNA; mRNA splicing, via spliceosome. NCBI's taxonomy places the organism in Eukaryota, Viridiplantae, Streptophyta, Magnoliopsida, Cornales, Cornaceae. The transcript is spliced from 4 exons. The record is from RefSeq and is a predicted model, not a curated record. The coding region runs from base 140 to 415 and encodes 91 amino acids. Gene Ontology annotation, cellular component: P-body; nucleolus; U6 snRNP. Gene Ontology annotation, molecular function: RNA binding.